Molecule: messenger RNA, 2521 nt
Organism: Anopheles funestus (African malaria mosquito)
Lineage: Eukaryota; Metazoa; Arthropoda; Insecta; Diptera; Culicidae
Product: chorion peroxidase-like
Exons: 3
Coding region: 77-2374 (765 amino acids)
Biological process (GO): response to oxidative stress
Molecular function (GO): peroxidase activity; heme binding
Source: RefSeq, a predicted model, not a curated record
ACACUUCCGGUUGUCAAUUAUAGCCAGUGCAUCGACCACUUUAGCCACGAGCGCAUCGUUACCGUACAUCGUUACGAUGCUAACCAAAAGUGUGCUUUCGUUUUUAGUGAUAGUUUUAGUACAUUCCGUCGUAACGAUCGACGUUGUAGAACGAUCUUCAUCCGGAUUCGCUCACCAAUGUGCUGCGUCAAACGAAAGAUGCAUGACACGGGUGAUGUGUGAUGUGGAACCACGUGCACGUGACCAACUCGUAUCAUGCCUUACCGCUGAUGGACUUGAUGGAUUGUGCUGUAGCUUCAAGAGCGAAUUAAGCCGCAAGAAACGUUCUCUGCCGUACGAACUGACCGAGGAACUGUUCAAUAAUGCCGUUGGAGAUGGACAUCGUGUCUACACCCGGAAGUUGGAAAACAUCGAUCGCUACCGAGAGGUUAUGACGAGCGAUUCCGCCAUGGAGUCGCUAGCGCACCGAUUCCACGGCUCAUCUUUCCCCGGUGAACUGAGCGCGGAAGAUCAGGCAGCUUACGAAGACGUAUUCGUAGCACGAUCCUUUGCCGAUGCGCUUAAUCUUACCAUCGAUGAGCGGCUCGAUCUUGAUGAGAUGAACCUGGAAAGCGUACAGCGAAGAAAGCGAUGUCUUCCUCCAAGACCCUGCGAUCCUCACGCAAAGUAUCGAUCGUUCGAUGGUACUUGUAACAAUCCUGUUCCGUCCCGAAGUACCUGGGGUGCAGCUGGUUACCCCUUCGAGCGUUUACUACCGCCGGCAUAUGAAGAUGGUGUGUGGGCUCCAAGAGUGCAUUCGAGAGUAUCCGGACGUCCCCUGGCCAGUGCACGAGACAUCUCGGUAGCGGUUUUCCCGGAUAAUGAUCAUCGCGAUCGCAAGUUUAAUCUUUUGCUGGUGCUUUUCGGACAGUUUAUGUCGCACGACUUUACACGUAGUGCUAGUGUGCGGAUGGGCAAGCAAGAAGUUCAAUGUUGCAAUGAGGAACACUCAGGAGCUUUGCAGGGUGAUCAGGCUCACUUCGCCUGUAUGCCAAUCGCCGUCAGUCCGUCCGAUCCCUUUUAUUCUCGUUUCGGCAUCAAAUGUCUGAACUUUGUGAGGUUAUCCCUUGCCCGGCAUGGUAAGUGUAAGUUGGGAUACGGUAAGCAGGUGAACAGAAUCACCCACUUCAUCGAUGGUUCCGUUGUGUAUGGUUCGAGUGAUGCAACGGCCGCUUCCUUGCGUACAUUCAACGGUGGGGGCUUGUUAAGUACCUUCCCGUCAGGCGAGGAACUUCUACCAUUCACCAAAAAUCGGGACGCCUGUGAACCUUGGGCCGAAGCAUGCUUCCGUGCCGGAGAUGAUCGGGCAAACCAGAUUGUUUCGCUCACGGAAAUACAUACUCUAUUCCUGCGGGAACAUAACCGAGUGGCAACACGCUUAGCGGCACUGAAUCGUCACUGGGAUGAUGAGCAGCUGUAUCAAGAAGCUCGUCGCAUCGUUGGUGCGGAAUUGCAGAAAAUUUUCUACAACGAAUAUUUGCCCACUAUCGUGGGCCACAACAAGGCACGGCAGUAUGGGCUGCUGGAUAGUCACAAAGGGCACACGGAAUUCUACAGCCCAGAAGUGAAACCGGCCAUCUUCAAUGAGCUUUCGGGAGCAGCAUAUCGAUUUGGGCAUUCUACCGUCGAUGGAGCGUUUUUGGUUCAACAUCGUCAUCGCCGUUCGGAACUGGUUCCAAUUCAGGAAGUGUUUCUCAACCCAUCCCGUCUGCUGGAACGAUCGUUUUUCGACGAUUUUCUGUUUUCGGUUAUGGAUCAACCGCAACAACAGGUUGACGAUUCCAUCACAUUUGGGCUGACGAGACUUCUGUUUGCGGGACGCAACCCGUUCGGAUCGGAUCUGGCCUCGCUAAACAUACAGCGUGGUCGUGAUCAUGCACUGCGCCCGUACAACGACUAUCGCAAAUGGGCCGGUCUGGGUCGUGUCGCUAGUUUCGAACAGUUUGGCCCUGUCGGUGCACGGUUGGCCAGUGUGUACGACUCUCCGGAUGAUGUGGAUCUUUGGGUGGGUGGAUUGCUCGAACCUCUGGCAGAGGAUGGAGCAUUAAUCGGUGAAACGUUCUCCACCAUCAUCAGCGAGCAGUUUGCUCGGCUUAAGUUUGGCGAUCGUUACUACUACACAAAUGGGCCGAAACAGAAUCCUGGCCAUUUUACCGGUGAGCAGUUGAAUGAAUUGCAUAAAGUAUCGCUCGCGUCAGUUAUUUGUGCAAACAUCGACCAUCCGGAAGGGUUUUCAGUACCGCCAAAUGCGUUUAAGCAGCCGAGUGAACACAAUCCGCCCGUUCCCUGCCAUGCGAUGGUUUCGAUGGAUCUGACUGCCUGGAGCAGUCACUAGGUUUGAUGUUUUACGUACUAUUUGUAGUAUGAGCCGUCUAUUUAUGUUCGUAUCGUAUUUUAAAUGUGUUUAUUUAACACUGUUUCAAUUUGUUGUGUUUGUUUAAAUAAAAAAUGUGCCAGUGAAGCACAAAAUGUUAUUGCAAAA